Leptinotarsa decemlineata (Colorado potato beetle) is the source of this 967-nucleotide messenger RNA. RefSeq lists its product as uncharacterized. The record is from RefSeq and is a predicted model, not a curated record. NCBI's taxonomy places the organism in Eukaryota, Metazoa, Arthropoda, Insecta, Coleoptera, Chrysomelidae. Gene Ontology annotation, biological process: regulation of transcription by RNA polymerase II.
AACUAACCUACCAUAUAAAAUUAGAGGUUACGUUAAAUUUAGGUUUUGUUAAGUGUUUAUUUUUUGAUCAUAGACUAAUUUUAAAAAAAUGAUGUCUGAUGAAUCUGAAAAUGACGGAGUCUAUACAGACAAUCAAAAAAAUGAUCUUUACUAUAAAAAGUAUACUUUACUUCUCGAAGAAUGUUCCCAGUUGCAAAGAUCAAAUGAAAUAUUAGUGUUUAGGAUACAAGAAAUCAACAAAAUUACCAAACGCAGGUUGAAAGAUGUGAAGUUUUUUAAACAGAGAUUGCUCAAUAACUAUGAGGAAGAUUGGAAUGUUAUUUCAAAUUCAAACUUCAAUUUCGAUGAAGAUGAUGACAAAAGAGCAGUUGCACAUCUUAUGUUCAAAGAUAAAAUUAAAGAAGAAAAAUUGGAUGAAGAUGAAAAGCCAGAUAAAAGACCUCCAAGGAGGCCAGUAAAAAGAAAGUCGGUGAAAUCAGAGAAAGACCCUAAUGCACCAAAGAGGCCAUCAAAUCCUUUUUUCCAAUUUUGUCAAGAACAAAGGCAAAUUUUAAUGGAACAGAUAAGUGCGGAUUUGAAACCUGGCGAAGUUGAACCAACCAAGCAAGAAUUAACUAGACAACUGGCUAUUAAGUGGAAAACUUUAUCAGUACCUGACAAAAAAAUAUACGUCGACAGAUAUGAGAGGUCAAAGGAAAAAUAUGCAGCUGAAAUGGAAGAAUAUAAUAUGAAAAAAUAGCUUUCAUUUUAGCCUCGACCUUCAGUUCAAUUCCAUUAGUGAUUGGCAACAUAAAUGACCGAAGUCACCAGUAACUUCUCCAAUUGGUUUGUGGUAUUCUGAAAAGAUGAUUCGUUAGAGAGAAGAACUAUUUCCAUGAAGAUCUGAUGGUUUCAAUUUUAUUUUGUUGAAAGAAUAACACUCCCGAAUAUCUGAAUAUAAGUAGAGAAAUAAAACUUCUUAAAUAUA